Molecule: messenger RNA, 955 nt
Organism: Callorhinchus milii (elephant shark)
Lineage: Eukaryota; Metazoa; Chordata; Chondrichthyes; Chimaeriformes; Callorhinchidae
Gene: cnih3
Product: cornichon family AMPA receptor auxiliary protein 3
Exons: 6
Coding region: 450-932 (160 amino acids)
Biological process (GO): vesicle-mediated transport; regulation of AMPA receptor activity
Cellular component (GO): synapse; dendrite
Source: RefSeq, a predicted model, not a curated record
UUCUCAAAACUGUCCAUUCACUUCUCGCUGUCGUUGCCGGCGCCGGAUCCCAGUCGGGAUCGGAUGCAAAUCGCUGGCGGGUCAGUGGAUAUUCAGUGAGAAGCAGUUGUGACAAGAGAGAGAGAGAGAGAGAGAGAAAGAGAGAGAGAGAAAGAGAGAAAGAGAGAGGGGUGAAAAGUUCUGAACAGGGAGAUCGCAACCACCAAACCCAGGACCCGAUGCUCGGCGGUAGGACUCAAGUGCGUCUCUGUGGCCGUUUGAGAGCUUGAGAGCCUGGGACCUGGGAGCUGGGAGCUGGGAGCUGGGAGCUGGGAUCUGGGAGCUGGGAUCGGAGCUGGGAUCGGAGCUGGGAUUCCCAUGGAAGCGCUGGAGUUGGACUGACAUCUGAUGGGAUUUGGGGUGGGGGCGGGGGGGCGUGUGGGUUCUUUGCGCCUGGAUUUGGGGAGAUCAUGGCGUUUACGUUCGCUGCCUUCUGUUACAUGCUGUCCUUGGUGCUGUGCGCUGCCCUGUUCUUCUUCGCUGUCUGGAACAUUAUCGCAUGUGAUGAAUUAUGUACGGACCUCAGGAGCCCCAUCGAUCAGUGCAAUCCUGUACAUGCGCGUGAGAGGCUGAGAAACAUUGAGCGGAUCUGCUUCUUACUACGAAAGCUGGUGCUGCCAGAGUUUUCCAUUCACGGACUAUUCUGUAUCAUGUUCCUGUGUGCGCAGGAGUGGCUGACUCUGGGUCUCAAUAUCCCGCUGCUCUUCUACCACCUCUGGAGGUACUUCCAUAGCCCCGAGGACCACAAUGAAUUAAUGUAUGACCCUGCUGCAGUGAUGAAUGAAGAGACCCUGAACUACUGCCAGAAGGAGGCCUGGUGCAAGAUGUCGUUCUAUUUGAUGUCCUUCUUCUUCUACCUAUACAGUAUGAUCGACAAGCUAGUGAGCAUCUAAUCAGAAGGCCGCAAUUUUGUGUU